Messenger RNA from Capra hircus (goat), 2365 nucleotides. It is a transcript of the gene KLK10, whose product is annotated as kallikrein related peptidase 10. The record is from RefSeq and is a predicted model, not a curated record. The coding region runs from base 118 to 960 and encodes 280 amino acids. Gene Ontology annotation, molecular function: serine-type endopeptidase activity. The transcript has 6 exons. Gene Ontology annotation, biological process: proteolysis. Lineage: Eukaryota; Metazoa; Chordata; Mammalia; Artiodactyla; Bovidae.
GAGGCCUGCCCAGGGGUCCCUUGGCAGAGGAGUCCAGCGGCCCACACGGCAGGGCUGAGGCAGGGCGAGGCACGUCUUCCCCUCUCCCCUCGACGGCUCCCAGCAUAGGUCCUGGCCAUGAGACCUCCGCAUCUCCACCUCUCCGCCGCCUCCGGCGCUCAGGGCGGCCUGGGGAAGCUGCUGCUGCUGCCGCUACUGAUGGCGCAAUUCUGGGUCUCGGAGGCUCUGCUGCUCCCCGCAAACGACACAAGCUCCAACUUCGUGGCCUCCGGCGCCCCGUGCGCUCACGGCUCGCAGCCCUGGCAGGUGUCCCUCUUCAACGGCCUUUCGUUCCACUGCGCCGGCGUCCUGGUGGACAGGAGUUGGGUGCUCACCGCUGCACAUUGCGGGAACAAUAAGCCCCUGUGGGCUCGAGUCGGGGAUGACCACCUGCUGCUGCUGCAGGGCGAACAGCUGCGCCGGACGUCUCGUCCUAUCGUCCACCCCAAGUACCAGCAGGGCUCGGGCCCCAUCCUGCCGAGGCGCACAGACGAGCACGACCUCAUGCUGCUGAAGCUCGGCAGGCCCGUGGUGCCGGGACCUCGAGUGCGGCCACUGCGCCUGCCCUUCCGCUGCACGCAGCCCGGGGACCAGUGCCAGAUCGCUGGCUGGGCCACAACAUCCUCCCGGAGAGUGAAGUACAACAAGGGCCUGAGUUGCUCCAGGGUCACUAUCCUGAGCCCUAAGGAGUGUGAAGUCUUCUAUCCCGGCGUGAUCACCAGCAACAUGAUGUGUGCAGGCCUGGAUCAGGGCCAGGACCCCUGCCAGAGUGACUCUGGUGGCCCUCUGGUCUGUGACGAGACCCUGCAGGGCAUCCUUUCAUGGGGCGUUUACCCCUGCGGCUCCGCCCAGCAUCCGGCCGUCUACACUCAGAUCUGCAAGUACCGCUCUUGGAUAGAGAAGACCAUCCGCUCCAACUGACGCAGGAGCUGCCCCGCAACCCCCUCUCCACCUGCCCUCUUCCUCCAACUUCCCCUCCUUCCUCCAGCUGGGCUGGGCGCUCCCCCUGCCCCACUCAAAUUUCUUCCGCCCGUUCACACCUGCUAACAUCUCCCCUCUUUCCUCACACCCCUUGCCCAAUGCUGUUCUUUGCCCAUGCUGAAGCUGAGAUGCAGAAAGCGGUCGCCAAGUUUUGUUCAUGAGAAAUGAAGCUGGUAGUCACUAGUCUCUGAGAGAAGUUAUCCAUCACCUGAUCUGGCCUUCUUCACUGCUGCCUGCUGUGUGACCUUGGGCAAGCCAAGUACCUUCUCUGAGCCUCAGUUUAGCCUCACUUGGAAAGCCGGAACAAUGAAGUGCUUACCUCAUAAAACAUGUCAUGAGGAGACUAUAACAUGUGUGUGUAGAUUGUCAUGGAAAUUGCCACGUCAAGUAUUAACAUGGUGGGUGGUGAACUCUGACUAAAUGGCCCCAGGUCCUGGUGGGCAUGUGUGUGAUUUUUGUGACCUGGGGAGAAAAGCGCAGGGGUAGCCUCUAAUCCUAACCACCCUUUGCAUUCCCAGCCCCGUCCAUCAGGAAUGAUGGGAGAAUCGCAUUUCUUUCUUCCUGUCAAGUUCUGUGGAGCACCUCUUAACCACUUCCUUCUUCCCUCCCACUGUUUCCCAUGUUGGGGUCCACCCAACACCUGUUCCUCCUGUCCCAGGAACUAGGCUGUCUCUGAGUCAUCUGGUACCUUCCGUGCCCGGCUAGGGCCACCGAAACUCAAGGGACCUCAAUUACAGGCAUCUUAGCCUCUAAGACGAGAGGACCUCUCCCUACCUCAGUUGCUAAGUUUACGCAAAGAAACUCUCCGAAAUUUAAGGGAAAUGUUUUGGUUUCUUGGUUAGAUCCAUCCCCAUCCAAUUCCAUCUCUACCACAUCUCCAUUCUCAUUGGCCGACCUGACAACCAGACACUCUGACUCCAUCCCCUCCCCUCACCUAAAUGGGCUUUGAGCUUUUUGCCCUGAAAAUUUGGGACGAAGGGGUUCUUGUCCUCUCCCUGAAACUGUUACAGUGUAAAUAUUCCCGUGCUAGGGGCUAAAUGGGACUUCCCAGGAGGCGCUAGUGGCAAAGAAUCCACCUGCCAAAGCAGGAAGAUCCCCUGGAGGAGGAGAUGGCAACCCACUCCAAUAUUCUUUGCCUGGGAAAUCCCACAGACAGAGGAGCCUGGCCCACUACAGUCCAUGGGGCCACAGGGAGUCGGACAUAACUGAGCACACAGAACAGGGGCUAUUAUACGCAGAAUCCAAGCAAAGCUAACAGAAGUCUGGGUGUCUCCUCCGCUGAGCCUGGACUUUAGAGUGGCAACACAAGCAGAACACGCGCACGAUAGAAAUUUUCCAACCUGCA